AUGUCCACUGAAAUUGAAGAAGCAACUAAUGCCGUAAACAACUUGAGCAUCAACGACUCCGAACAGCAGCCAAAGGUUCCUACUCACAAGACAGUAAUCGACCCUGAAGAUACAAUCUUCAUUGGUAACGUUGCUCAUGAAUGUACCGAAGACGACUUGAAGCAACUGUUUGUGGAGGAAUUCGGGGAUGAAGUCAGCGUAGAGAUCCCAGUCAAGGAGCACACCGACGGUCAUAUCCCAGCUAGUAAACAUGCAUUGGUCAAGUUCCCAUUCAAGAUUGAAUUCGAAGAUAUCAAGGACAAAUACGACACUAAUGUUGUUAAGGACAGAGAAAUUCAUAUCAAGAGAGCCAGAACUCCCGGCCAAAUGCAAAGAGGUGGUUUCAGAGGUAGAGGCGCCUUCAGAGGCAGAGCUGGGUUUAGAGGCGGUUUGAGAGGCGGUUUCAGAGGCAGAGGUAACUUCAGAGGCAGAGGUGGUGCCAGAGGUGGUUUUAAUGGCCAAAAGAAGGAGAAAAUUCCAUUAGACCAAAUGGAAAGAUCAAAGGAUACUUUAUAUGUUAAUAACGUUCCAUUCAAAGCUACUAAAGAGGAAGUGGCAGAGUUCUUCGGUACUAAUGCCGACUCCGUCUCUUUACCAAUGAGAAAGAUGAGAGAUCAACAUACUGGUAAAAUUUUCACCUCUGAUUCCGCUAAUAGAGGUAUGGCAUUUGUCACUUUCAAUGAUGAAAACAUCAACAUUGAUCGUAAAGCUGAUGAAUUUAAGGGUCAGGUUUUUGGCGACAGAGAAUUAACUGUUGACGUUGCCGUUGUUAGACCAGAAAAUGAUGAAGAAGAAGCUGAACAAGAAACUGGAUCUGAAGAAAGACAAGAGUGA
Molecule: messenger RNA, 873 nt
Organism: Saccharomyces kudriavzevii IFO 1802
Lineage: Eukaryota; Fungi; Ascomycota; Saccharomycetes; Saccharomycetales; Saccharomycetaceae
Gene: SBP1
Product: Sbp1p
Exons: 1
Coding region: 1-873 (290 amino acids)
Cellular component (GO): ribonucleoprotein complex; nucleus; cytoplasm
Molecular function (GO): mRNA binding
Source: RefSeq, a predicted model, not a curated record